AAAACCAAACACUCAUCCUCGCUGAGUCUGCGGAGUACAUUUUGGAGCAUGCGCAAUACGGUUCAGAAAUGUGGCCGAGUGCGGACAGACUCAUGCGCUGUCUGAAUCGGCGAGGACGUGGACUUCUCCUCGCAGGCGCAUACUAUAAAGGUCCGCAGAGAAGCAGCAGCGACUUCACACAGACUUACCACGAUGGUUUAUAUCCAGGACACAUACCAACAACUCUUCUGCAGAAAAGUUUGUUGGCGGUCGGGUCAGGGAUGGCUGCACUACAAAACCCAUACAGACAUGAUAUGGUGGCUGUUCUGGGGGAGACUACUGGUCACUUAGCAUUAAUCAAGCUCAGAGACAGCAUGAGAAAUGACCCGGAGGGCUAUUCCAUACUAAUGGAGAGGCCCAGGAUACGGCUGUCUACUCUAGAUUUAAACAAGAUGUCCUUGAUGCCUGAUGGGUCAUUUGGAAGAGAAUAUCUUCGUUUUCUGGAUGAUAAUCAUGUCACACCGGACUCACGGGCAGAUGUGAAGUUUGUAGAUGAUGAGGAGUUGGCCUACGUCAUGCAGAGAUACAGAGAGGUGCAUGAUUUCAUGCACACUCUACUUGGCAUGCCAACCAAUAUGUUGGGUGAGGUUGCUGUAAAAUGGUUUGAAGCUGCCAACACAGGACUCCCAAUGUGUGCCCUAGGAGCUAUACUGGGACCACUCAGACUAAAAACACGUCAUUUGCAGACACUGUUCAAGACCCUGGGGCCAUGGGCUUUACAGAGUGGUCGGAAGACUCGGUGCAUCUUAAACAUUUUUUAUGAGCGAAGAUGGGAGCAAAGCAUACAGGACCUUCAUGAGGAACUCAACAUUGUUCCACCACCUGUCAUUGUCACCACCAAGAGCAAACACAAACAAUGGACAAACCAUGAAUGACUUCCUCUGUGAAAAUUACUGCUGUUGAUGUGCAUUUGAAUGAUUUUGCUUAUCAAGUCAUGUUUUGUUGCAAUAAAACAGGUUAUUUUUA
Molecule: messenger RNA, 1005 nt
Organism: Boleophthalmus pectinirostris (great blue-spotted mudskipper)
Lineage: Eukaryota; Metazoa; Chordata; Actinopteri; Gobiiformes; Gobiidae
Gene: coq4
Product: coenzyme Q4 homolog (S. cerevisiae)
Exons: 7
Coding region: 69-914 (281 amino acids)
Biological process (GO): ubiquinone biosynthetic process
Cellular component (GO): mitochondrion; mitochondrial inner membrane
Source: RefSeq, a predicted model, not a curated record